GGUCCCGGAGCGCGCCCUCAGAAAAAUGAAAGUCUGGAUCACCUGAUUAGUCUGAGUGGAGCAAUCCAGCUCAGGCAUCUCUCCAAUAACCUAGAGACUCUGCUCAAGCGAGACUUCCUCAAACUUCUUCCCCUGGAACUCAGUUUUUAUUUGUUAAAAUGGCUCGAUCCUCAGACCUUACUCACAUGUUGCCUCGUCUCUAAGCAGUGGAAUAAGGUUAUAAGUGCCUGUACAGAGGUAUGGCAGACCGCCUGUAGAAACUUGGGCUGGCAGAUAGAUGAUUCCGUUCAGGACGCUUUGCAUUGGAAGAAAGUUUAUUUGAAGGCAAUUUUGAGAAUGAAGCAAUUGAAAGACCAUGAAGCCUUUGAGACCUCAUCGUUAAUUGGACACAGUGCCAGAGUAUACGCACUUUACUACAAGGAUGGACUUCUCUGUACAGGGUCAGAUGACUUGUCUGUAAAACUCUGGGAUGUGAGCACAGGACAGUGCAUAUAUGGUAUCCAGACCCACACUUGUGCUGCUGUGAAGUUUGAUGAACAAAAACUUGUAACAGGAUCCUUUGAUAACACAGUAGCCUGUUGGGAAUGGAGUUCAGGAGCCCGAACCCAGCACUUCCGAGGACACACAGGUGCAGUGUUCAGCGUGGAUUACAGUGAUGAGCUUGAUCUUUUGGUGAGUGGCUCUGCAGACUUCACUGUGAAAGUAUGGGCCUUAUCAACGGGGACGUGCCUGAACACACUCACAGGACAUACUGAGUGGGUUACCAAGGUGGUUUUACAGAAGUGCAAGGUUAAGUCUCUGUUGCACAGCCCUGGAGAUCAUAUUCUCCUCAGUGCCGACAAGUAUGAAAUCAAGAUUUGGCCGAUUGGAAGAGAAAUCAACUGCAAAUGCUUAAAAACGUUGUCUGUAUCUGAGGAUCGAAGUAUCUGUUUGCAGCCCAGACUCCAUUUUGAUGGCAAAUACAUCGUAUGUAGUUCAGCCCUAGGGCUCUAUCAGUGGGACUUUGCCAGCUAUGAUAUUCUCAGGGUUAUCAAGACUCCAGAGUUAGCAAAUUUGGCAUUACUUGGCUUUGGAGACAUCUUUGCCCUGUUAUUUGACAACCGCUAUCUAUACAUCAUGGACUUAAGGACAGAGAAUCUGAUAAGCCGCUGGCCUCUGCCUGAGUACAGGAAAUCAAAGAGGGGCUCCAGUUUUUUGGCAGGUGAAAUGUCAUGGCUGAAUGGACUAGAUGGGCAGAAUGAUAUGGGUUUGGUUUUUGCCACCAGUAUGCCUGACCACAGUAUUCACUUGGUGUUAUGGAAGGAACAUGGCUGAAGAUAUGGACAACAGCUAAAAAACUGACUUUGGGUGCUGAGGCUGCUGGUUCUGUUGCAGCCUCUGUGGGAGCCGAUUUUGCAUGAACCAAAGUUCACACCUAAUGGUAUCGUCAUGCAGUGCACAAUCAUUUAUUUUCCUGGG
Messenger RNA from Dromiciops gliroides (monito del monte), 1458 nucleotides. Its product is annotated as F-box/WD repeat-containing protein 2-like. The transcript has 2 exons. The coding region runs from base 337 to 1314 and encodes 325 amino acids. Lineage: Eukaryota; Metazoa; Chordata; Mammalia; Microbiotheria; Microbiotheriidae. Gene Ontology annotation, molecular function: protein binding. The record is from RefSeq and is a predicted model, not a curated record.